Messenger RNA from Zingiber officinale, 1759 nucleotides. Its product is annotated as DNA repair protein recA homolog 3, mitochondrial-like. Gene Ontology annotation, molecular function: ATP hydrolysis activity; single-stranded DNA binding; ATP binding. The transcript has 10 exons. The coding region runs from base 124 to 1476 and encodes 450 amino acids. The record is from RefSeq and is a predicted model, not a curated record. Gene Ontology annotation, biological process: DNA repair. NCBI's taxonomy places the organism in Eukaryota, Viridiplantae, Streptophyta, Magnoliopsida, Zingiberales, Zingiberaceae.
UCUUAAAACCCUAAACCCUUCCCUUCCCAGCCCAUCGAUGGCGACGAACUUGUGAGCAUCUCCAUCGGUUGCUUGCGCCUCUUUUGUCAAUCACGGAGCUCGGUCUCUCAGCGGUCGACGGACAUGGCGAGGCUUCUUCUGCGGGCUUCUUUAAGAGCAGCACUUUAUGCUUCACAGUUUCAGAAAUAUGGAGAAGGAAUCCCAGCACCUGCAUUUCAAUUUUGUAACUUUUCUUCCAAAGCUAAAACAAAGUCCAAGUCAGAUGGAUCUGAAUCUGGUUACUUUUCUUCCAAAGCUAAAAGAAAGUCCAAGUCAGAUGGAUCUGGAUCGGAUAACUUUUCUUCCAAAGCUAAAAGAUUGCCCAAGUCAGAUGGAUCGGAAUCUGGUAAGGAAAAUCUAUCUAAGAAAGAUAUUGCUUUACAGCAGGCCUUGGACAAGAUUACCGAUUCAUUUGGGAAGGGCUCAAUCAUGUGGCUUGGUCGUGCUCAUGCUCCUAGGGAAGUCCCUGUUGUAUCUACAGGAUCUAUUGCAUUGGAUAUGGCAUUGGGAAUUGGUGGCCUUCCAAAGGGGCAUGUUGUGGAAAUAUACGGUCCAGAGGCUUCAGGAAAAACUGCACUUGCUCUUCAUGUUAUUGCAGAGUCUCAAAGGAAUGGGGGUUCUUGUGCUUUUGUAGAUGGUGAACGUGCUCUGGAUUCAGCAUUGGUUAAGUCUAUUGGUGUCAAAAUGGAUAAUUUAUUCUUGUCACAGCCAGAUAGUGGGGAGCAGGCACUUAGUCUCAUUGACAAUCUAAUUAGGAGUGGUUCAGUUGAUGUUGUGGUUGUCGACAGUGUUUCUGCCCUUGUGCCUAAAAGUGAACCUGAUGGUGAGAUCGGAGAUGACCAUAUGGCUCUUCGAGCAAGGUUGAUGAGCCAAGCUUUGCGCAAGUUGACUCAUUCAUUAUCAAUGUCACAGACAAUUUUGCUGUUUAUUAAUCAGGUUAGAGCAAAGCAAGUGGCCUCAGGCGGCAAUGCCUUGAAGUUUUAUGCAUCCGUUCGCUUGAACAUCAGACGAAUUGGCUUCAUUAAAAUGGGUCAAGAGACUUUAGGGAAUCAAGUGUCGGUGAAAAUUGUCAAGAAUAAGCAUGCUCCUGCAUUUAGGACAGUGCGAUUGGGGCUUGAGCACGGCAAGGGGUUCUCCCGGGAAUUUGAGCUAAUAGAUCUUGGUUUGAAACACAAGCUCAUUACUAAAGGUGGUGGUGCUAUGUAUAGUUUCAAUGAGCAAAGCUUCAGAGGGAAAGAUGCUAUCAAGCACUAUCUUAUUAAGAAUGACUGGGUAAAAGAAGAGUUAGCAACAAAACUGAGGCAGAAGAUAUUAUACAACAAUGACGAUGACAAUAAAUUGGACUCACAGAACGAUGACGACACAAAUGAGGAAGUAUCUGAAGAGCUAAUCAUGUCCGAUACAACUGAUGAGGAACUUAUUGCCGCCUUAGGUUGAUGUAUCAAUUCUCUGCUUGGGAACCCAAGAAACUUUACCAGGAGCUGAAAGGUAUUAUGGUGAAGCCUUCAAGUUUCUGGGGUGAUUUAUGUACUUCGGGUGGAUACAUACCUAGCAUUCUAUCGCGAAGCAUGAAUGGGAUUAGCGUUCUCAAAGUUUCUCGAACGUUGACCCCAAAUGUAUAACAAGUACAAUGCAUUACUCAUUCAUAUGUAUUGAAUCGUUGUGACACCAAUAUUUCUUUUGUUUUUUUCCCUUGGAAAUUGAAAUUAGUUUUAUUCAU